AAUGGAUAUCACAACAAGAACAAAACAAAGCACACUCUCCAUCUCAGAACUCCAUUAACAAAGCUCUGUUCCAAAGAUUUCCCCUUUGAAUCCUUGUUUGAUUCCAUUUCUCCUCAUCAAUGGCUACUUGUUGUUUCAGAGCUUGUUCUUCAUUGGUCUUCUCUGCAUCUUCUUCCAAACCAGAAGAUAGCAUUUCAAGGAGAAGGAUGAGUUGUGUGUUAUUACCACUUCAAAGGAGGAGUUUUUUGAUGAAAUCCUCCAAUGGGCAUCCACUAAAUGCUGUUUCCUUUCAGGAUGGUUUAUCUGAGAACUCACCCAUAGAAGAUCAAAUCGGUCACUUGUCCGAGUCCAAACAUAAUGAAACUACAAUCAGUAUAACUGUUGUUGGAGCUUCUGGAGAUCUUGCCAGGAAGAAGAUAUUUCCUGCAUUGUUUGCUUUAUUUUAUGAAGAUUGGCUUCCAGAGCAUUUUACGGUCUUUGGUUAUGCUCGUAGUAAACUAACUGAUGAAGAACUAAGAAAUAUGAUUAGUGGGACUCUCACUUGCAGAAUUGAUAAGAGCGAAAAUUGCGGUGAUAAGAUGGAGCAAUUUUUGCAAAGAUGUUUCUAUCAUUCAGGACAGUAUAAUUCUGAGGAUGACUUUGCGGAGUUGGACAAAAAGCUUAAAUUAAAGGAGGAAGGGAGAAAGCCAAAUAGAUUGUUUUACCUAUCGAUUCCUCCAAAUGUGUUUGUUGAUGUUGUACGAUGUGCUAGCCGUCAUGCUUCUUCUCCAACUGGAUGGACCAGAGUCAUUGUUGAAAAACCGUUUGGCCGUGACUCUGACUCAUCAGCUGAACUCACACGGUGUCUAAAGCAGUAUUUGUCUGAAGACCAAAUUUUUCGGAUUGAUCAUUACUUAGGGAAAGAACUUGUUGAGAAUCUCUCAGUUCUUCGUUUUUCAAAUCUCGUAUUUGAACCGUUAUGGUCUCGGCAAUACAUCAGAAAUGUGCAGCUCAUAUUCUCUGAAGAUUUCGGGACUGAGGGUCGAGGCGGCUAUUUUGAUAGUUAUGGGAUCAUUCGUGACAUAAUGCAGAAUCAUCUCCUCCAAAUAUUAGCAUUGUUCGCUAUGGAAACCCCCGUCAGUUUAGAUGCGGAAGAUAUUCGAAAUGAAAAGGUAAAAGUUUUGCGAUCGAUGAGGAAAUUGCAACUAGAUGAUGUUGUGAUUGGGCAAUAUAAGGGUCAUACAAAGGGCGGGAAAUCGUUUCCUGGGUACACAGAUGACCCUACUGUGCCAAAGAACAGCCUUACUCCGACAUUUGCAGCAGCAGCUCUUUUUAUCGAUAAUGUUCGAUGGGAUGGUGUGCCUUUCUUGAUGAAAGCUGGAAAGGCCUUGCACACGAGACGAGCAGAGAUCAGAGUUCAGUUCAGGCAUGUUCCGGGUAACUUGUAUAAGCGAACAUUCGGUACUGAUUUGGAUAAAACAACCAAUGAGCUCGUCAUUCGUGUGCAACCUAAUGAAGCUAUUUAUCUGAAGAUCAAUAACAAGAUUCCCGGUCUGAGUAUGAGACUCGAUCGAAGCAACCUUAAUCUUCUUUACUCUUCAAGAUACCCGAUAGAGAUACCGGACGCAUACGAACGGCUGCUGUUAGAUGCAAUAGAAGGAGAACGUCGGCUUUUUAUUAGAAGUGAUGAACUUGAUGCUGCAUGGGCAAUCUUUACACCUGUACUCAAAGAAUUAGACACCGAUAAGGUUGCACCGGAGCUUUACCCGUAUGGAAGCAGAGGUCCAGUUGGUGCACAUUAUCUUGCAGCAAAGUAUAAUGUGAGAUGGGGAGAUAUUGGUGAUGAAAAUUAGUGAAAUUGAACUCUCAAUUGUGGUUCUUGUUUAUGUGCAUCUUUCAAAUUUCUUUCAAUGUGUGUGUGUUUGUAUAGCAAUGGUAUUGUAUUUGUGAACAGAAUAAAAUGCAUUUGAAAAUUAUGCAA
Messenger RNA from Dioscorea cayenensis subsp. rotundata (Guinea yam), 1960 nucleotides. RefSeq names its product glucose-6-phosphate 1-dehydrogenase, chloroplastic-like. Gene Ontology annotation, cellular component: chloroplast stroma. Gene Ontology annotation, biological process: pentose-phosphate shunt, oxidative branch; glucose metabolic process. The record is from RefSeq and is a predicted model, not a curated record. Lineage: Eukaryota; Viridiplantae; Streptophyta; Magnoliopsida; Dioscoreales; Dioscoreaceae. The transcript has 10 exons. Bases 120 to 1832 code for a protein of 570 amino acids. Gene Ontology annotation, molecular function: glucose-6-phosphate dehydrogenase activity; NADP binding.